AACAAUCAAUGUUUCCGGCGAACACGUUUGCGUACGGAACUGCCGGAAGUGGUCCGUCUAGGAAUUACUUCCUCCAUAUAGCCGAUUCUUUUUUUUUGUUUUUGUAAUUCUGAUACAGCUUCUUGCCGAACAUCUAACGACAACGAGUCUGUUUAGUGUUGCAGAAACAGGGUGGUUGUUGUUCCCAAAACAACGUUGACGUUUGUUGACGGCUGGCGCGACCUCAAUACCGCAAAACUAACAUCAUCGGGAUGGCGGAGGCGCCAGGUACUUCUAACGAGACGAUAACGGAGACCAUUCAAGUAGAAACACCGCCACCGCCCCAGCAGGAGGGGCGUAGCCUGACCAUCAAGCUGAGGAAGAGAAAGACUGACAAGAAGGUGGAGUGGUCCAGCGACACAGUGGACAACGAGCAUAUGGGAAGGAGGUCCUCCAAGUGUUGCUGCGUCUACGAGAAACCCAAACAGUUCGGAGAGUCCUCCUCUGAAAGCGAGGGAGAUGACGAAGGCUGUGGAAGUGCACACUGCAUUCUAGGACAUGGGAAAGACAUGCAUGGACACAGUGGAGGGGGUGGCGGGAACUCUGGAGGAUCACAUGCCCAUUAAUGAUUAAGAGUGGAGACUGGGGGUUACGACACAUACUGCUACACACACAGUCUCAUUUAGUUCAGUCAAAGGCAGUACUGGAAGGAAAAGGGAUACAGAUUAGAACCUGUUUGAUAAGAAAACGGGGUGCUGUUGAGAGUUCAUUGUAUAUAUUACAAUCAUUUUUCUUUUUUAUAAAGAGUACUUUUCCUUAUUUGUCUAAAUACUUGAUAUUACUUAUGUUGCAGUAUCUUAGCCUGUGUGCCAGACAGUCUGUUCCUGCUUGUCAAACAGGGAUUUGGAAAGAUGAUGAUGUAACAAUGUAGAGAGCUGAAAUAGUCUGGUACCCAGACUACUACUAGGGAGCGAGUUCCAAACAACAGCCUAUCCAGGGCUCUCCAACCCUGUUCCUGGAGAGCUACCAUCCUGUAGGUUUUUGUAGCUGGUCGAUGAGCUUAAUCAGGUUAGUUACAACUGUGGUUGGAGUUAAAACCUACAGGAGGGUAGCUCUCCAGGAACAGGGUGGGAGAGCCCUGCCCUAUUCCCUAUAUAGGGCCCUGGUCGACUGUAUUGCACUUUAAAGGGAAGAGGCUGCCAUUUGGGUCGUAACGUCUUUUAUCUCUACUUCAAAGUAAUGAGUACUCCAUGAAUACUUAAGUAGCAAACAGUCUUAUUUUAUGGACACAAUGUUGUACAGACAAACAGUUGUCUAUCUGUCUACAUUAAAGAAGUUUAGGGGAGUAUUUAGGACACUAUUUUAAGGAAAAGCUAGUCUUGGCUUUCUUAUUUUCAUGUAACAUUGCUGACAUUACCUUUCAGUUGAGUGCAGUGAAAUAUGUGUUGAUGCACAAUCCUCUCCCUGCCCUUUUACAAUCCUCAGAAGUGUUGAGUACAUUAGUUUCAGCACUUCAAAUAAGAACAGAAUUGAUGGCAGGUUGCCUUAAAUUCUGAGAAGAUGUAAAGAUAUGUCCUUUUGUAUUGAUGAGGUGAGAGAAUGUCAACAUACCAAUAAUUAGAAAAAUCUUAGAAACCAUGCAUAUGCAACUAAUGAUAUACAGAUUAUAUACACUGAGCUACAAAAGUAUUGGGACAGUGACAUUUUUGUUGUUUUGGCUCUACUCAAAUGACACUGACUAUGAGGUGAAAUUGCAGACUUCCAGCUUUAAUUAGAAAGUGUUUUCAUUCAUAUUUAAAACCGUUUAGAAAUUACAACACUUUUUGUACAUAGUCCUGCCAUUUUAGGGGAUCAACCGUAUUGGGAUAGAUUCACUUAAGUGUAUUAAAGGAGUACAAAGUUAAGUAUUUGGUCCCAUAUUCAUAGCACGCAAUGACUACAUCAAGCUUGUGACUACAAAUUUGUUGGAUUCAUUUUCUGUUUGGUUGUUUAAGAUUAUUUUGUGCCCAAUAGAAAUGAAUGGUAAAUAAUGUAUUGUCAUUUUGGAGUCAAAUAAUAUAUGUUUCUGAACACUUCUACACUAAUGUGAAUGCUACCAUAAUUCUGGAUAAUCCUGAAUGAAUCGUGAAUAAUAAUACGUGAGAAAGUUAGACGAACAUAUCACAUCCCCCGCUCCUCCUAAAAAUGCUAACCUCCCGUUAUUGUGAUAGUGAGAGGUUAGCAUGUCUUGGGGGGGUAUGACAUAAAAUGCUAACCUCCCGUUAUUGUAAUAGUGAGAGGUUAGCAUGUCUUGGGGGGUAUGACAUUAAAUGCUAACCUCCCGUUAUUGUAAUAGUGAGAGGUUAGCAUGUCUUGGGGGGUAUGACAUAAAAUGCUAACCUCCCGUUAUUGUAAUAGUGAGAGGUUAGCAUGUCUUGGGGGGGUAUGACAUAAAAUGCUAACCUCCCGUUAUUGUGAUAGUGAGAGGUUAGCAUGUCUUGGGGGUAUGACAUUUGUGUGUCUGUAACCCUCAAGUUAAAGCUGACAGUCUGCACUUUAACCUCACAGUCUAUGCAUAAUUUUACACCCCCAAGUGCUGGAGUACAGAGCCAAAACAACAGUUGUGUCACUGUCCCAAAUACUUUUGUAGUUCACUGUAUAUCCUUUCAUUCAUUAUCCCCAUCAGUGAGGUUAUCCCCUCUGAGAAUGAAUGCACCAGGGCAACAUUGGCAGUAACCUCCGCUGCAUGCUGGUUGGUUAUGAAGGGAAAAAAAAGCUGCCAUUUUAAAUCAGUCUUAUAAUUGCAUCAUACUUAUUGCACUGUGAUCUGCUGUGAUCGGGCAGAGAAGAUAACGUUUGUUUCAGUGAGAGGAGAUAAAUGCCAUUUAUUUAGUGCUGCUGUGUACUUUCCGUACUAGACUGAACAUAAAGUGGGACAAAAUGUAGUAGUACCGCAGUCCAGAUCAUGCAGUUCAACUGAAGACAUGGGAGAAAGAGAGUUUUUGAAUGGAUAGGGAGAAGGUGCAUGAUGAAUUGAAUGGAUAGGGAGAAGGUGCAUGAUGAAUUGAAUGGAUAGGGAGAAGGUGCAUGAUGAAUUGAAUGGAUAGGGAGAAGGUGCAUGAUGAAUUGAAUGGAUAGGGAGAAGGUGCAUGAUGAAUUGAAUGGAUAGGGAGAAGGUGCAUGAUGAAUUGAAUGGAUAGGGAGAAGGUGCAUGAGGAAUUGCUGGCCCAAGCUGUGUUCACCAGUGUCUCAACUGACCAAAUGUCACUGGCCAUUUCCCCAUUGUAUACUCCUCGCAUCCUCUCUCCUCGUCUCCUUCUCAAAAUCCAGUCGAAGGAGACGGUUAGAGGGGUGGGACCUCUGGCUUUCUCAUCCAAUGGAUUUUGAGGAGAGAGGAAGUGAGGAGUAUGCAAUUGAGAAAAGGCCAGUGUCUCGGGCUUCAUCCUCUGUGAUUCCAAACACCGUAUUACUACUUAAACUGUACUUGAUCUGUGACAACAUACACUAUGUAUAUAGUGUAUAGUAAUAUAUAUGGACUACAUCCAAUUUCACCAUACGUCACCAUUUUCUAUUACAGAUACACACAUACAAUGUUCCUGUACUGGUAAAGCACCUUUCUGUACAUAAAAUACAUCACGUGAGAUCAGAUUUAAUGUGAAUGAAAGAUUAAAUCACUUUGUCCAAGUG
Oncorhynchus mykiss (rainbow trout) is the source of this 3645-nucleotide messenger RNA. RefSeq names its product E3 ubiquitin-protein ligase PPP1R11. The record is from RefSeq and is a predicted model, not a curated record. Gene Ontology annotation, molecular function: protein phosphatase 1 binding; protein serine/threonine phosphatase inhibitor activity. Gene Ontology annotation, cellular component: nucleus. NCBI's taxonomy places the organism in Eukaryota, Metazoa, Chordata, Actinopteri, Salmoniformes, Salmonidae.